Erythranthe guttata (spotted monkey flower) is the source of this 1660-nucleotide messenger RNA. It is a transcript of the gene SURF1, whose product is annotated as Surfeit locus 1 cytochrome c oxidase biogenesis protein. Lineage: Eukaryota; Viridiplantae; Streptophyta; Magnoliopsida; Lamiales; Phrymaceae. The record is from RefSeq and is a predicted model, not a curated record. Gene Ontology annotation, cellular component: membrane.
CAUGGUCCAAGCAUAAGAAUCACACAAAACCCACACGCCAAAAUUGCCCAGACACUGAAAAACCCUUUCAGUAAACCCAAACACAGCUGCAACGUCGUACGACGACGUUUUCUGGAUGUCACCCUCACAAUCCUAAAACAUGUCAACACCUUCCAUCUCCAGAACCCUAGCUAAAAAUCUCCGGCAGCGACUAACUCCGGCGAUCCCUCCUAACUGGGCCCCACACUCAUCCCCGAUUUCCACCUCCGCCGCUGCCAUCUCCGCCGAACCUCAACCAGAACAAGAGAUAAAAAGAAGAUCAACAUGGUCAAAGCUAUUGCUUUUUAUACCGGGAGCCAUGACGUUUGGCCUCGGCACUUGGCAAAUCUUCAGAAGACAAGAAAAGAUAAAAACGCUGGAGUAUCGGCAGAGUAGACUAGAAUUGGAACCACUUAAGGGAAAUGAUAUUGUGCCGUCCAAUGGGAGUUUGGAUUCUCUGGAGUUUAGGAGAGUACAAUUUAAAGGAGUUUUUGACGAUAAAAAGUCGAUAUAUGUGGGCCCACGCUCAAGGAGCAUUUCUGGCGUGACUGAAAAUGGAUACUACCUCAUAACUCCCCUUGUUCCUUUCCAUGGUGAUCCCGAAAGUGUACAGUCACCCAUACUAGUCAACAGAGGAUGGGUCCCACGGAGCUGGAGAGACAAGGCAUUAUUAAACGUGCCUGAAGACGAACCACCGGCAAAAAGUAGCUCAUCCGCGUCAAUUCAAGAAAGUGCUAAGGUUUCUUGGUGGCGUUUUUGGUCUAAUGAUAAGCAAGAAGUUGUCGAGGAGAAUCUUCUUCCAUCCGCUACUCCUGUCGAAGUGAUUGGAGUUAUACGAGGUAGCGAGAAUCCUAGUAUAUUUGUUCCUGCAAAUGAUCCGAAUGCCGCUCAGUGGUUUUAUGUGGAUGUUCCUGCACUUGCUCGUGUUUGUGGACUUCCGGAGAACACAUUAUACGUUGAAGAUAUUAAUGAACAUGUUAAUCCAAGCAGCCCAUACCCAAUACAAAAGGACGCUAUUACGUUAAUUCGUAGUUCGGUUAUGCCACAGGACCAUCUAAACUACAUGCUGACAUGGUACUCGCUUUCGGCUGCAGUAACUUUCAUGGCUGUUAAGAGACUGAAGCCAAUAAAGAGCAGGAGAUAAUAACAGCUUGUUCUUUUUUUCUCUCUUCCCACAUUGGGUAUUUGCUGUCACAAAAUCUCGUCCGACUUGGGCAAAAACGGUGGGGUUGCCUAUGUUAAUUGCCAGUCCUUAUUCUUUGUCAGUUGAGUUCUUCAAUCUGCAGAUUCUUAUACUCACUACGACAUUAUUCUGGACAAUUUUACCCCUCCAUCCGAUGCUCUGCUGAACUAAGAUUAUUUACAAGGAGCAGAUAGUUGAUUAUUAAGUCGCGUUUGUGCGAACUAAACUAUAAACAUACAUACAGGUGAAGUGGCUAAUAAAAACUUCACCCCCAGUUCUUUUGUGGCUGUGCUCUAGUAUACUUUUACGUACAUUUUUUAAGUUGCUCUGUUGGUCACUACUCCCCGUUUCUUUCAUAUUCGUAGGAUGCUAAGAGACAAUUGAAAGAACCAUAAUUAAUCGGAUAUUUGUGACUUCGAUAUGGUUAAUGGAUGAACGUCGAGGCAAUUUUGUUCAUCA